AUGUCUUUCAACUCCCCCAUCUUCCAACACCUCAACGGCGCUCAGCCCGCCAGGAAGCCUACCGUCAACCAGGCUUUCCCCAUCAGAGCGCCCGUCGAGGCCGCUGCUGCCCCCAGCGGUGCUGACCUGUACGCUCGAUUCGCCUUUGCCGGUGCGGUCUGCGUAAGUGUUGAUCAACAAAAAGAAGGCAGCUGAUGCAGUCCGUGUGGACUCAGAAUGAGCCUCGCUGCGACGCCACGCUUCUCUGGCGCUUCAAGCAUUCAGCUUGCAGAAACCGCUGACUCCUCAGCAUGCCCUCUUUGCGCUGCAGUGCGCCAUCACCCACGGUGCCUUGACCCCCGUCGAUGUUGUCAAGACCAGAAUCCAGUUGGAGCCCGAGGUGUACAACAAGGUGCGUACACUCCACUCGUCUCAGUUUAGAUCACAGCCAGGAUCUCAUCAAAAUCACUUUCCCGCUCAACAGGGCAUGAUCACUGGAUUCCGCCAAGUCGUGGCCAAGGAGGGUGCUGGUGCCCUUCUGACCGGCUUCGGCCCCACCGCUGCCGGUUACUUCCUGCAGGGAGCCUUCAAGUUCGGAGGGUGAGUGUACACUCAUUUUUCCUGCUCAAGAGUGCGGAAUCGGGUUCGCGCGUUGCAAGGGCUGGCGAGAAGACACUUGUGGCUGCCGGAAUGGUCGCCUUGGAGCGCGUAGCAACUGCUUCCGACUGCGACAGCCUCGGCCGGUCUCUAUUGCAGCUUCACAUAGCUAUACCAUAGCGGCUGCCGCACCGGUCUUAUCGCCCCUUUUCCGCAUAUCCAAUCGCUGACUGCGUCCCCACUGCCCAUCUGCAGUUACGAGUUCUGGAAGAAGACCAUCAUCGACCAAGUCGGUCUCGAGACUGCCACCGCGAACCGCGGAGCAGUCUACCUGGUAGCUUCCGGUAUCGCAGAGUUCUUCGCAGAUAUUGCUCUCUGCCCCCUCGAGGCCACGCGUAUCCGUCUCGUCUCCCAACCUGGCUUUGCCAACGGUCUUCUCGGCGGUUUCGCAAAGAUUGCCCGUGAGGAGGGUCUCAAGGGCUUCUACUCUGGGUGAGUGUCACGCCCGUACAUGCAGGACGCUCCGCUCGGGGCCGCCAGCUCAGCGAUGAUACAGGAAUCGCAAAGCUAGGACGCGCUGCUUUGGCGGGCCACUGACCUGAAUCCCUCCCUUGACCCCGCUCCUCUAGCUUCGGCCCCAUCCUCUUCAAGCAGGUGCCAUACACGAUGGCCAAGUUUGCCGUCUAGUGAGUCAUGCGGUGUUGAACCCUGUCCAACCUGCUCGCUCACGUCCUACUGCUGUGCUCUCCGUCCUCUAGCGAGGUCGCCUUCGAGAAGAUUGUGGGCCUGACUGGCAAGCCCAAAGAGCAACUCUCGCCCGGUCUCUUGACCAGCCUGAACUUAGGAUCCGGUGUGCUCGCCGGUUUCGCAGCUGCCUUCAUCUCUCAACCCGCCGACACGCUGCUGUCGAAGAUCAACAAGACCAAGGGCGCCCCAGGAGAGGGUGUGACAAGCCGCUUGAUCGGAAUGGCCAAGCAGCUCGGCGUGCGCGGUCUCUUCGGCGGUAUGACUGCUCGUUUCGUGUGCGUAUGCGAUGCUGUUGUUCACAGAGGACCAGUGGCUUCACGGAAAGCUGACACAAAACAUGCCCAUGCCACUCACCCACAGUAUGAUUGGUACGCUCACUGCCGGUCAAUUCGCAAUCUAUUCCGACAUCAAGAAGGCGCUCAACGCUACUCAAGGUAUCGAGCUCGCCAAGGCUGCCAAGUAG
Messenger RNA from Ceraceosorus bombacis, 1786 nucleotides. NCBI's taxonomy places the organism in Eukaryota, Fungi, Basidiomycota, Exobasidiomycetes, Ceraceosorales, Ceraceosoraceae. The record is from the annotation of a GenBank genome assembly.